AUGCAACCAGAUUCUCAUCGAGCCUUCUCCCGUGAGCUUCGGGAGCUAUUGGGUAACGAGCACGAGCAGAAGAAUGUUGAGUUUGCAAACGAGUUGAACAAGAUCAUUGAGAGCCCCCAAACGAAUCCACUCCCAUUCGAUCCGUUGUCCCAGGACGACCAGCAGUCACCAAAGCCACCCUGCGCACAGUGGUGUCGCAACGCCAUUGCGGAGCAACUUCAGAAGUUGAAGUUCGACGGUGUCAAAAAGCUGGGAGAGGAAGGAUUGGUCGCAACACUUAUGAAUGGUACCGGGAAAACGGUCUACCUUUGGGCGGAUUUCGAACGCUUUGGCCGUCAAGGUCAAAGCUGUGACAGCAAACACGACGAGGAGCCAGGAGAGUCGCAUCACCUUAACGGGUGCGAAUGUGAGCACAAGCAGACAACGGUCAAACUUUUGACCGCAUCGAUCGCCCUCCAGGCCGCGCUUUUGGGUUGGAGUGGCACCUUAGUGUGUCUCGUGGAGCCGGGAAGCGGUCAGUAG
Molecule: messenger RNA, 522 nt
Organism: Trematosphaeria pertusa
Lineage: Eukaryota; Fungi; Ascomycota; Dothideomycetes; Pleosporales; Trematosphaeriaceae
Exons: 2
Coding region: 1-522 (173 amino acids)
Source: RefSeq, a predicted model, not a curated record